UGGGCGGGACCAGGCCAGAGGCUCCGCUUAGACAGCUGAAGCUCAGCCAAUGGCGACAGGGCGGUAGAGUUUAGACUUCGGGGUAGAUGUGCAGUCAGUUCUGAAACCAUACCGAUUCGGGGAAACUGGGCAGUGUGUUACGAUUGUAGGAAUGGCUCUGUCACAGUGUCUAGACGAUUCCCCGGGACCCAGGAUAUUUCGGCGGGGCGGCGAUCUGCACGUCCAGCAGCUGUACGAUGAGAGGCACCGGCUUGCUCUGGAGGUGUUGAUCGCUGACGGCUUGCAGCCCUUUUUGUCUUUUCUGGAGAAAGAGAAAAUGCCCAACUUUCUCUCCGACGCCGAGAUCCGGUACAUUAGCAGCGCGGCCGUGGUCCCUCGCUGCGCGUCCCUGGAGGACUUGGGUCCGGAGCAUUCCGUCAGCGGCUCCAUGGACUGCUCCUCUGUCACCUACUUCCCUGACGUGUCGGAUGUGGAACCCCCGCUGCUGGAGCUGGGCUGGCCUGGCUUCACCACCGGCUCCUUCCGAGGGGUCACCCGGGCGGUUGCCCAUUUCCAGCCUAGCUACGGAGAAUGUAUCUACAGCUGCAAGGAAGCUGCCAGAAAGAUGAUCAAAAGCGCCAAGGAGGUUAUCGCUGUGGUAACCGACUCCCUGACGGAUGCGGACAUCUUCCGGGACCUGCAGGAGGCCUGCACGCAGCGGCGGGUCCCUGUGUACAUACUGCUGGACCGGGCCUGUGUGCCGGCAUUCCUGCAGAUGUGCGGCAACCUGGACAUCUGCCUGGAUGACCUGCAGCUCAUGCGCGUGCGGACUAUAACCGGGGCAACCUACUUCCUGCGGUCUGGAGCCAAGCUCACGGGGCAAGUGCACGAGCGCUUCAUGCUGAUCGAUGGGAAUCGAGUGGCCACCGGCUCCUACAGGUUCACUUGGACCGAUGGGAAGCUGAACAGCAGCAACCUCAUCGAGCUGUCGGGCCAGAUAUCGGAGAAAUUCGAUGAGGAGUUUCGGAUCCUCUAUGCACAGUCCCUGCCCCUGGCCUCGUACCCGCACACGCUCCCCGACACCAAGAACCGCAUCAAGUCCGACUCCCUCAUCCAGAAAAAAGUGCCCCCGCCUUCCCCGUUAAUGCCAGCACUACAGCUGGCAAGGGCUGCCAGCACUCCCAGCCGAGCGCCACCUGCCGGAGCAGCACCCCCCAGCAGCCCAGGGAGCGGCCAGGAGAGCCCGGCAUCCGACAUCUCCACCAUCGGGGAGGACUGGAUGGAGCAGGCACAUAUGCGGGACGUGCUGGGUGGUGCUGGGCUGGCUGCGGGAGUAGAGCUUGCCUUUGCUGCCCCCACCUGCCAUGUCGCCACCCAGACCGACUUCUCCACCGAGGAACGGUGCUCACAAACGGCUCAGGAGGCUCAGCCAGACCCGGCUGCCCCAGAACCCACCUCACUCCCCUUGACCCAUCCAGGCUCACCCCCCCACAGGCUCACUAUAUGCCCCCCCAUUCCCCGGUGCUCCCCCCCUGGUGGCCACCUCAGGGACUGCUUUCUCAAGCUCACAAAGGAGCGGCAGUACCAUUACUCAGCCAUCCGCUCCAAGCUCGACCACAUGGUGGCACUCUUGGCCCAGAGGCGUGAGCUGGGUGACCUCACCAACCUGAAUGUGGGUCCCGGCCUGCUGAGGGUGUGCAAAGAGCCAGUUCGAGGUCCAGUGGCAGACGGUCUGCUCAUGUCGCCCUGGCCCAAGGCCCGAUGCCUCCAUUAGGGGGGUAACAGUACCCUGGCCGCCGUAUAUGGGGGCCUGAGCUCACAUCGAUCUGGGUUUAUAAGCACUGAACUACUGUCUUCCCACUAUUAAGCUGUACGGUACGGAGUAGCGUGGGUAUUGCCGGCCUGCAUGGCAUCUGACAUGUCCUGCUGACAAACGGUGUGGCUGCUGGGGUAUGUUUCUCCUGCUGGCUGAACCCUGUCCCCUAAACCCUACAUCCCUGUCCCCUAAACCCUACAUCCCUGUCCCCUAAACCCUACAUCCCUGUCCCC
Messenger RNA from Paramormyrops kingsleyae, 2028 nucleotides. RefSeq names its product family with sequence similarity 83 member D (gene sack1d). Gene Ontology annotation, molecular function: protein kinase binding. The record is from RefSeq and is a predicted model, not a curated record. Lineage: Eukaryota; Metazoa; Chordata; Actinopteri; Osteoglossiformes; Mormyridae. Gene Ontology annotation, biological process: signal transduction; regulation of TOR signaling; protein localization to mitotic spindle. Gene Ontology annotation, cellular component: cytosol; mitotic spindle pole.